CCUUCGGCCAGUCCUUUCAGUCCUAUCUACCCACCAACCAACGUAUCUACCUGCCUGCAUUACGGUGUCGCUCCUCCACUGGACAUUUUGGCUUUUGGGGGCGAUUGGUUGGUCCUCGCCCUGGUCCAUCUCAACUGUCUGUCAACGUAGUGAUUUGCUGACAGUACUGGACUUGGAUUUCGAUUCGACGACGUCGACCAUGAGCGCUCUGCGAACCGCUCGAUACUUCCAUGUGAAAUGUCGUUUCCCCCACGAAUAUCGAUACAAGGGACCCGAAGGUCAAAUCCAACGGAUUGUGCGUCAAGAAGUGCCGGCGGGUCAGAUUGCUUGGGAUACCCCCUAUGACGUGUACGAUCCCAUUAGUUUCACCGCCCCCCAUGUAUUGACAGCCCCUUGGGCCGAUCCUCCCAUCGGUCAGGCAGGCUUUCACCCACGGUGGAAUCAAAGGGAUGGACCGGUCAACCGUCAAAGCCACGAAGGCGUUUACCUGAUGUCCGAUCAACAGGCGCCUUUGAACAUUCGUGGGCGGACCGGACUCAAAGGACGGGGCACGUUAGGUCGCUGGGGUCCGAAUCACGCGGCUGAUCCGGUGGUAACCCGUUGGCACCGAGACUCCGACGGUCAGCGUCGGAUACACCCCGACAGUCAGAAACCAGUGCUGCAGUUUGUGGCCAUUCAACGACGGGAUACGGGCGAAUGGGCCACUCCGGGAGGCAUGGUUGACCCGGGCGAAUUGGUGAGCGAGACCGUCAAACGGGAGUUCAUGGAGGAAGCCAUGGAUUCGACCCAGGCCACAGCCCAAGAGAAGGCGGCCAAUUUCGAGAUGGUGCGGGAUUUUUUCACCCGUGGACAGGAGAUUUAUGCCGGGUAUGUGGAUGAUCCUCGGAACACGGACCAAGCUUGGAUGGAGACGGUGGCGUUUUUGUUUCAUGAUGAUACUGGCUCCGAAGUGGGCCAAUUUGAAUUGAAGGCGGGUGAUGACGCCCAAGCUCUCCAAUGGAUGGAUAUCUCGUCCGACCUAAAUCUGUACGCUAGUCACAUUAACUUUAUUCAAAAGGCGGCCGAACUCCAGGAUGCCCAUUGGUAGUUGUCAUGGCCAAGACUGGUGUGCCCAUGGGAAAAAAAUUUCAAUUGCGUUUGAGGAUUCAAAAAAAAAAUCUGUGCUAU
Messenger RNA from Tigriopus californicus, 1167 nucleotides. RefSeq names its product ADP-ribose pyrophosphatase, mitochondrial-like. Lineage: Eukaryota; Metazoa; Arthropoda; Copepoda; Harpacticoida; Harpacticidae. The record is from RefSeq and is a predicted model, not a curated record. Gene Ontology annotation, molecular function: ADP-ribose diphosphatase activity.